AUGCAUGGUGCGUGUUACUCCUGCAUGAUGGCUCCCUCCGUUGCGCCUUUGUCCGCCUUGAGAAGCAUCAAGGGCAGCUUCAGAACCCUUUUUCGCGGACGGGUGGACGAGUGGCUGGGAGAGCUGUCCACAAGCUACUUACUCUCCCCCCCCCUUCUCUCCCUCUCUUCACGUGCCUUGCCUACCCCCUUAACCUCUCUGCAGCUGGGCAAGGGCCCUCCUGUGUGCCGCUUGUCGUACCGCGAGCUGCAGCAGCCAGCAGCAGGGUACUUCAAUGCGUCUUUUGCGUUGAAGCUGAGCAAGGGCAGCUUCAGAACUGUUUUUUGCGGAUACGUGGAUGAGUGGCUGGGAGAGAUGGCGGAGAUCCUAGUGCUGGGCAAUCUGAACCACCCCAACCAAAAGAAGCUGCUGGGGUACUGCAUUGAGGACGACCGGCUGGGCAAGGGCCCUCCUGUGUGCCGCUUCUCGUACCGCGAGCUGCAGCAGCCAGCAGCAGGGUACCUCAAUGCGUCUUUUGCGUUGAAGCUGAGCAAGGGCAGCUUCAGAACCGUUUUUCGCGGAUACGUGGAUGAGUGGCUGGGAGAGAUG
This is a messenger RNA of Closterium sp. Naga37s-1, 588 nucleotides long. The record is from the annotation of a GenBank genome assembly. Lineage: Eukaryota; Viridiplantae; Streptophyta; Zygnematophyceae; Desmidiales; Closteriaceae.